AUGAUGAGACGACACAUUCUAAGACUGUUUCGAGUCCGCAACUUAAUUAUAAUAACUAUAAUAAUUGGAACUAUAUACCUUGUAAAAUCCUUCAGUGAUGUUAAAUCUUUAGAACCAUUUAAACAAUCAUUGCUUGGCACUGUGGUAAAGGAAUAUUUCAUACCUUCUAGUUUGAGAAAAAUUGACUGGCAUGAUUAUAAGAAGAUAAAAUAUGAGAGGAAACAAAAGGGGAUUGGAGAGCAGGGCAUUCCUGCAUAUUUAUCUAAAAAUGAGGAAGCACUUGAAAAGCAAUUAUAUUCAGUAAAUGGAUUUAAUGGUGCACUCAGUGAUAAAAUACCUCUUAACCGAUCUUUACCUGACAUACGGCAUAUUAAAUGUCAGAAACGGUUAUAUAUUGAAUCGUUGCCUACAGUUAGUGUGGUGGUACCAUUUCAUAAUGAGCAUUGGAGUACAUUACUUCGUACAGCUGUUAGUGUUCUUAAUAGGUCACCCGAGUUCUUAAUAAAAGAAGUAAUUUUGGUGGAUGAUGCUAGUACAAAAGAUUUCUUAAAAAAGAAGCUAGACGACUAUUUAUCAGCCAACUUACCCAAAGUGCGAGUGAUAAGGCUGGCCAGUCGGAGUGGGUUGAUCACAGCUCGACUUGCGGGAGCCAAGGCGGCUUCGGCUGACGUCUUGUUAUUCCUGGACUCGCAUACAGAAGCAAAUGCCAACUGGUUACCUCCACUGUUAGAACCAAUAGCCCUAGAUCACCGCACAGUGGUGUGUCCAUACAUUGACGUGAUCGCCUACGACACAUUCGAAUAUCGUGCUCAAGACGAAGGCGCGCGCGGGGCCUUCGACUGGGAGUUGUACUACAAGAGAUUGCCCUUGUUGCCUAAGGACCUCGACAAUAUGCCGGAGCCAUUUGAGAGUCCCGUAAUGGCGGGAGGUUUAUUCGCGAUGUCCCGAUCGUUCUUCUGGGAGUUGGGGGGCUACGAUCCCGGAUUAGACAUAUGGGGAGGGGAGCAGUAUGAACUCAGUUUUAAGAUCUGGCAAUGCGGUGGUCGUAUGGUAGACGCGCCGUGUUCCCGCGUGGGACAUAUCUAUCGCAAGUUUGCCCCAUUCCCCAACCCGGGGCAUGGAGACUUUGUGGGACGGAACUACCGUCGCGUGGCCGAAGUUUGGAUGGACGAGUACGCUCAGUACUUGUACAAGAGACGACCCAACUAUCGCAACAUCGACACGGGAGACAUCUCCGAACAGAAGGCUCUGAGGGAGAGGUUGCGUUGCCGGUCCUUCAGGUGGUUCAUGACCCAGGUGGCGUUCGAUUUAACAGUGAAAUACCCGCCGGUGGAACCCAACGCUUUUGCUGAAGGGAGAAUAAAACCGGUGUCGAAUCCGCAACUAUGCGUAGACGCACAUCACGGCGCACAGAUGGACAAAGUGCUUCUAAAGAGGUGUACGGAGAGCACAGCGGGCGAACAGAAGUUCAUGCUGUCUUGGCAUAAGGACAUCAGAUCGAAGAGUAGAAAUAUGUGCUGGGACCUUCCCGAGUCGGCUCCCAAAAGCCCGAUACUGCUGUACUCCUGUCACCUGGGAGGAGGCAACCAGCUCUGGAGGUAUUACCCGGAGACAAAACGCUUGAAGCACGGCACAAAUGACAAUUGUCUCGACUGGGAUCCGAACACACGAGCCCUAUAUAUAAUGCCGUGCGGGGACGCCACUACUCAGCAAUGGAGUAUAGACCACGUGGAUUACGAGAUGAUGGGGAAAUGGGACAACGUGGCUAAACCGGUCACCGGACCGGUUGAAGAUUAUUAA
Messenger RNA from Pieris macdunnoughi, 1800 nucleotides. The record is from the annotation of a GenBank genome assembly. Lineage: Eukaryota; Metazoa; Arthropoda; Insecta; Lepidoptera; Pieridae.